Gastrolobium bilobum is the source of this 1463-nucleotide messenger RNA. RefSeq lists its product as uncharacterized. The record is from RefSeq and is a predicted model, not a curated record. The coding region runs from base 74 to 1357 and encodes 427 amino acids. Gene Ontology annotation, molecular function: FAD binding. NCBI's taxonomy places the organism in Eukaryota, Viridiplantae, Streptophyta, Magnoliopsida, Fabales, Fabaceae. The transcript is spliced from 4 exons.
UCUUAUGAAUCAGACACAAAACAUGAAGUUGACAGCUUUUGGAAUCUAAAAAUCUUAAAGAGAGUAGAGAAAAAUGGUUGGAGAAGGAAGAAAACCAAAGGCAGUGAUUGUGGGGGGUAACAUAGCUGGGAUAUCAAGUGCACACACUCUCAAAUUAGCUGGUUGGGAUGUCCUUGUGAUUGAGAAAACAACUUCACCUCCAACUACAAGUCCCACUGGUGCAGGUCUUGGACUCGACCCUUUAUCUCAACGAAUCAUUCAAUCAUGGCUUCCACAUCCACAACUCCUUCACAACAUCACCAUACCACUAACUAUAGAUCAGAACGAGGCAACUGAUAGUGAGAAGAAGGUGAGUUGGACAUUGACAAGAGAUGAGAGUUUCAACUUCAGAGCAGCACAUUGGACUGAUCUUCAUGGCCUUCUGUACAAUGCACUGCCUCCAAAUAUAGUUUUAUGGGGUCACCUUUUCCUCUCUUUCCAUGUUGCUGAUGACAAAUGCUCUGUCAUAAUAAUGGCUAAGGUUCUUGAAACUGGAAAGGUCAUCAAGAUAGUAGGGGAUUUGCUUGUUGCAGCAGAUGGCUCUUUCUCCACCAUCCGCCAGAAAUAUCUUAGUGAUUUUAAACUGAGAUAUUCUGGAUAUUGUUCUUGGAGAGGGGUCCUUGAUUUUUCAGAAACUGAGAAUUUAGAUACCAUCAUAGGUAUAAGAAAGGCAUACCCUGAUUUAGGAAAAUGCUUGUACUCUAACAUGGGCUCAGGUACACACAGUGGCUUCUAUGAGCUUCUAAACAAAAAGCUCAAUUGGAUUUGGUAUGUGAAUCAGCCAGAACCUGAAGUUAAGGGAACCUCAGUGACAAUGAAAGUAAGUGGUGACAUGAUCCAAAAGAUGCACCAAGAAGCAGAAAAAGUUUGGAUUCCUGAGUUGGUAAAGGUCAUGAAAGAAACAAAAGACCCAUUCUUAAAUUUCAUAUAUGAUGGUGAUCCCUUGGGAAAGAUAUUUUGGGACAAUGUGGUCUUAGUAGGGGAUGCAGCUCACCCCACUACUCCUCACUGCCUUAGAAGCACAAACAUGUCAAUAUUAGAUGCUGCAGUAUUGGGCAAAUGCCUAGAGAAGUUUGGAGCAGAAAAGUUACAAUCAGCUUUAGAAGAAUAUCAGUUCAUCAGGGUACCAGUUACUUCCAAGCAAGUUCUGCAUGCAAGACAUCUUGGACGCAUAAAACAAGGUCUGAUUCUCCCUGAUAGAGAACCUUUUAACCCCAAGUCAGCAAGGCCAGAGGAUUGCCAGGAGCUUCUACAGAGGAACACACCUUUUUUCAAUGAUGUGCCUUUGUCACUUGCUUCAAUUCCAUCCUCCAUUUGAUGAUUGCCAAUGGUGUAUAAAUUUUUGCACUGCAUUGAAAAUUGACUUCUUACUAUUUUUGUACACUAAUAAGGUGGUUCCCAUAAUUGAUGUGCUGCCUUUGGGC